Messenger RNA from Adineta steineri, 2139 nucleotides. The record is from the annotation of a GenBank genome assembly. Lineage: Eukaryota; Metazoa; Rotifera; Eurotatoria; Adinetida; Adinetidae.
AUGGGUGCUGAAAAUUCAGUAAAUAAUAAAAAUACGAAUCAAUCACUUACAACUUUAGAACAUGGUCUUGAACGACGUCGUAUUAUUAGUCAAAAAGUUCGAAAUUCUAUCGUCAUUUGUUUAAACACCAAUACUGAUGUUAAAAACAAAGAUUGGCAACGAACUAUCGCAGAAUUACAACAUACAGUUCACAAUUGUGUAACAUUUUCGGAUAAUGAUCAAUGCAUUGAAUUUACUCAAACUCUUGAUGAUCUUAAAGCCUGUGUUGUUAUCUUCGGAUCAGUUGGACAACAAUUUAUAUCACGUAUACAUAAUAUAUCACAAGUUGAUUCAAUUUAUAUCUUUUGUAACAAUAAACAACGUUAUGAAUCUUUAACUAAAGUUUGGUCAAAAAUCAAAGGUAUUUUUACAGACACUACACUUAUCUGUGAAACAUUAAAACAAACAAUUCAACAUUGUGAACAAAAUGCUUUACCACUUAGUUUUAUCCCUUCAACUAAAAAUCUCGAUCAAUUAGAUAUUUCAUUCGUAUAUACACAUUUCCUUAAAGAAAUUAUUCUAACCCGUCAUUUCGGCGAUGAAAAUAUCAAAGAAUUUACUGCGUAUUGUCGUGAAUUAUUUGCAGAUAAUGAAGAAGAACUAAUUGAUGUUAAAGAAUUCGAGAACAAAUAUCGUCAAGAAACACCUAUAUGGUGGUAUAAGAAACAUUGUUUCAUAAAUCCAAUGCUUAACUGUGCAUUACGAUCAAUGAAUGGAAAUCUUCUAAUAUGUAUGGGAUUUUUUAUUGCUGAUCUUCAUCAACAAAUCGAACAAUCUAAAAGUGAUUCAUCAUCUUCAACAAAUUUUAAAGUUUACUAUGGACAAGGUUUAACUAAAAAUGAUUUUGAACAAUUAAAAAAAAGUCGAGGUGGAUUAAUUUCAUUUAAUAAUUUCUUAUUAACCAAUAAGAAUUUAACAGGUUCACUUAAUUUUGCAGAAGAUAUUUCAGCACGAAGUGAUUUAGUAGGAAUUAUGUUUGUUAUGAAUAUUGAUCCUUCUCAAUCAAGUAAUUAUUCUGAAAUCAAAGAUGAAAUCUUAUUUUCAAUUGGUACAAUAUUUCGAAUUAAUGAUAUCAAACGAUUAACAUCAAGUAAUCGACUUCAAGAAGUACAUUUAAGUCUUAUCAAUGAAAAAGAUAAAGAUCAUAUUGCAUUAAUGAAUUACAUUCGACAAGAAAAUAAUUCAGAGAAAGAUGGAUGGUAUCGAUUUGGUGCAGUUUUAAUUAAAAUGAAUCGUUUUGAUAAAGCUGAACAAGUGUAUCAGUUACUAUUAGAAGAAACGAAAGAUAUGAAUAAAAAAGCAUCGAUUUAUGAACAACUUGGUUGGAUUGAAUAUAAACGAGAAAAAUAUUCUGAAGCAAUAACAUUUUAUGAAAAAGCAUUAAUGAUCUAUCAGAAAAAUCCAGCAAUUAAUCAACUUGAUUUAGCAAAUUUAUAUUAUGGUAUUGCAACGGCUUAUUCAAAAAUUGACAAUUCUUCAAAAGCACUUUUAUCUCAUAAAGAAGCUUUAAAGAUUCGUGAACAAUUACUUCCUUCCGAUCAUUUAGAUUUAGCGAAAUCUUAUGGGAAUAUUGGUUUAUUAUAUGUUGCUGCGAAUGAUUGUCCUACAGCAUUGUCAUAUUUUGAAAAAGAAUUUGCAAUUAAUCAGAAAUUUCUUCCUCCAAAUCAUCCGGACUUAGUUGUUGCUUUAAUGGAUAUUGGUGUAUUGUCCUAUAAUACUGAUAAUUGUACGAAAGCAUUAGCUUCGUUUGAAAAAGCACUUGAAAUUCGACAAAAAAUACUUCCUGAUAAUGAUCUUGGUUUAGUAGAAUCGUAUAACAAUAUCGGUUUAGUAUAUAAUCGUAUGUCUGAUCAACCAAAAGCACUUUUAAAUCAUGAAAAAGCUCUGGCAAUUCGAGAAAAAGUAUUACCAAAAAAUCAUCCUGAUUUUGGUGAAUCUUACAAUAAUAUCGGUGUAACCUAUGAAAAUAUGAAUAAUCAUACACAAGCUUGUUCAUUUCUGGAACGUGCGAUUGAAGUUGGACUAUGUUCACUUUCAGCGGAUGAUCCAAUUUUACAGUUACGAAAAGAUAAUCUUGAACGUGUAAAGGAGAAAUUGUAA